Naumovozyma dairenensis CBS 421 is the source of this 1035-nucleotide messenger RNA. RefSeq lists its product as uncharacterized. The record is from RefSeq and is a predicted model, not a curated record. The coding region runs from base 1 to 1035 and encodes 344 amino acids. The transcript has a single exon. NCBI's taxonomy places the organism in Eukaryota, Fungi, Ascomycota, Saccharomycetes, Saccharomycetales, Saccharomycetaceae.
AUGCAACUUCGAAAAAGAAAGAGAAUCGACUAUGGUGAUACAAAGGCUACUCGCAUAAAAAAGGAAGAUUUGACGUCGAGUAACGAGAAUAAUACUAAUAAUGAUGAAUCAAGCAAAAAGAAGGAUAAGUUAAUGGUUGCGGUCGUAGAUACUGAAAGCUGUACGAAAACAUCGGAUAGUGAAAUUACGAAUACUAGUAUUGAAUUAGAAACAAAUAAGAGGAUACAUAAAGCAAGACAUCGAGCUCGAGUUAGACCUGUUUUGAAUUUAAACCUUGAUGAUGAAUAUGUUAAGAAAAGAUCAGGAGAAGAAACUGGUGGUUGGGCCUUAUCAGUGGCAUCGUUAUUACAAAGACCUCCGCCACAUGCUCCUUCAAAAAGAAAUGAGGGGGCGGAGGAGGAGGAGGAGGAGGAUGUCACGUUGAUUGAUAUUUCCAUAUUACAAGAUUGUUUGACCAGUUUGAAUGCUCAAUUAUCUAAGACUCCAUCUCCGAAACAAUGUCAAAUAGUGAAAUUAUUACCUGACACAUUUACAGAGAAUAUGAAACAAAUAUCAAUAGGAUUGACUGAGUUGAUCGGGUUUGAAGGACAUCUUGGAGAAUUCUUAAACAAUGAGAAAGAAAAUAAAGGAAACAAGGAAAGGAAGGACAAAAAGACAGAACAUGAUGAACAACCAUAUAAAAUUAAUCCACUAUUAAAGGAACGAUUAAUAACUCUUGCUAAAGGAUUAAAAUCAGUUCAACGAAAACCGAUAGCUGAAGAUGAGUUAGACUACGAAUGGGAGAGAGAUUUGAUUUUAAAAGUUGCAUUGAUUCAUAAUAUUGAUAUCAGUGAUUUGAGUGAUUUAAGACCAAUUCCUUCACCGAUGUUCAAUGAAGUUCGAUCUAUAAGCAAAAGAUUGGAUAAACCUUUACAAAAGGAGAGAAAUCACUUAUUAACAUGGCCAGUUAAGCAACUCAAUAAGAAGAAGAAGAAUAGAACCAGAGAUGAUACUAAUGGGAUAUUUGAUGAUGUUCCCUUAUAUAAUCAAGCAUAG